Archocentrus centrarchus (flier cichlid) is the source of this 1525-nucleotide messenger RNA. RefSeq names its product complexin-4-like. Gene Ontology annotation, biological process: regulation of neurotransmitter secretion; neurotransmitter transport; synaptic vesicle exocytosis. Gene Ontology annotation, cellular component: SNARE complex; terminal bouton. Bases 417 to 965 code for a protein of 182 amino acids. The transcript has 4 exons. Gene Ontology annotation, molecular function: syntaxin binding. Lineage: Eukaryota; Metazoa; Chordata; Actinopteri; Cichliformes; Cichlidae. The record is from RefSeq and is a predicted model, not a curated record.
UGUAUGGUAGAGUUGGGGGUAGCGAAAUGUGAAAACGAGCCUGAGGGAGGGAAAGAGGGAAGGAGAGGCUGAAACCUGAACAGCAAACAAUAAUUUUCUCCUGUGAAGGCUGGGAAGGUGCUGGCUUAACAUCUUGUGGAGAGUCUACUGUUUUUUCUUCUUGUUUUCCUCAGUUAGUUGGGAUUGCCUGGUGGUGGUGGUGGUGGUGAAGGCCAUCUGGCAGGGGUGCUUUACCAGGAUUUUAUGCUGUAAGCCUUAGGCCAACUGUGACCACCUGCACGGGAGUUAUUGCUGUGAGAUGUCAGACUGAGCGUCCUGAGUUUGUCCUGUCAGAGCAACACAACAUGAGGGAAGGAGAGAACAACUGUAAAUUCACCUGUCAUUUGUUGAGGAAAUAAGGGUGUGUUUGGUAUAUCAUGGAGUCUGUGAUGAGAUUAAAAAAUUCCCUGAGCAUGCCCAUCAGGAAACUGACCAGCUGCGUGUCGGAGGUGAAGGGGAAGAAGUUGUGCGCCAAACGCAGGAACAAGUGGGGCAUGGGUGGCGGAAGCCGAGGAGGAUGCGCAAAGUUGGGGAAAACACCCCCACCCCGAGCUGCACAUCCCAAAGAUUUAUCUAUCAUUUGCUCAUACCAGACAGAGCUGGAGAAGGAGAGGAAGCUGCGGGAAGCCACGAACGCUCAGAAGAACGCAGAGAGGGCAGCUAUGAGAGCUCACUUCAGGAGAAAAUAUCAGCUCUCUGAGAACCCCAAGGACGCGAACCACCUGAGGUCAGUCGGAGGCAAAGUGUCACUCCCCCACGAGCUAGCAAAGAUAAUUCAUCCUGAAACCGAAACCAAGGACGACGGCUUCAACCUGCUGAGUGCCUUUCAAGGCCUCAGCUUCAGCACAGCAGUGCUCACAGGGAGAAGAAAACGCAGCGGGACGCCCACUCCUACAGCAAAUGGGGCUUCAUGUAAAGUCAUGUAAUCAAUGUGUAGCCACAGUGCUGAUUAUUACUUAGUAAAGGGAACAGCAUGGGAGUUUAUGAUUGCUGCUCACAUCUGACUUCUUCAAAUGAACUGAACUCAGACUUCUAUUAUUGUGUGGCUAUCAUAAGUAAAUUUCUUACUUAAAAUGACCAAAGAUUUGAGGCAAGCUGUAAUUAUGAUCCCCACAUAACUUUGAUGUAUAUGACAGUGAAAUGUGCUUACUAUUUAUAAGCUAUUACAUAUAUACGCAAACAAUUUUAUCCUUAUAAGGUGUUGAAUUAUUGGUCAAUACAUGACCAUGAAAGUAAAAGUUGUAUUAGUGAUCCCUUUAAUGGUUUCCCUCCUUUAAAAUUUUCUGUUUUAGAAAGCUGUUUUAUAAUUACAUUAUAGAUUUAAUGGUGAUAUAAGCUAACAGGGUUUUUUUUUUAAUUAAUAUAAGCUAAGUCACAGCUACUCUAGAGCUGUUGGUGCUCUUUUAAAUGAGAUCCAUCUUGGUGAUCUAUACACAAGUGAGGAACCUCAGGGCAACAUGUUCACAACACAUUCACACAGCAAAUG